AGACGAGGAGUUUUGCGGCCCUUUCGGGGAGAUGGCUUCCAUGGGCGAUGUGUGCGCUGACAGGGUCAGGGGCUCGUAUGUAGGCACGAGCCGAACAGAGGCGCGGGUGACGACUCCUACUCUGACGAGACGAGAGUCGUCCAUGCCGCCACCUUCUGCUCCUAGUUUUGCACCAGCAUCGCCCGUCUCACCACCUGAGCCGGCCACGGCAACAGCGGACACAGAGGAGUUGGCGUCCUCCUUGGCUCAACACGGACUUCUCCGCAGAGGCGGGGCGAUCCACCAGCUAAGGUUACGAUCACCUUCCUUGAGGAUCUUGCAGGAGGAGGGGGAGGUGGCAGCAGCAGCAGCAGCAGCAGCAGCAACGGCGACGGUGGAGGAGAUAGCAGCAGCAACAGUGGAGGGGGAGGUGGCAACAGCAGUGGAGGAGAAGAUAGCACCAGCGGCGGCAGUGGAGGAGAUAGCAGCAGCGGUGGUGGAGGAGAUAGCAGCAGCAGGAGCAACAGCAACAGUGGAGGAGGAGGUGGCAGCAACAGUGGAGGAGGAGGGGGCACUGUCAGCAGCUGCAGUGGAAAGGGGAGGUGGCAGUCCACGACGAGGAGAUAGCCGCAGAGGCGGAGAUCUUGAGGAUCUGCAGGAUCUUGCAUCGGGUGAUGGAGCUGGUGCAUCGGGGGAGCCCGACACGUCAUCGGCAGUGGGAGAUGGUGGCCGUGACACAGGUUCAACAGGGGUGCAAGGCGGUGGUGUCGGUUAUGAUUCGACAUCUGUUCAACGGCGGGAGAGGGCAGAUUUUGUUGCCUAUGCAGCCGCUUCGGAUUCCAGGGGGCCUGACCUCCCGUCGAAGAUUGUUGAGCACAUGCGGGGUCCCGUUCUGGCUGUCGCUCGCCCUCCGCGACCUCCAUCGGGUGCGCAGCAGUCGUCCAUGACCAGUUACGUAGUGGAUGAGCUGCAGAAGGAGUUCGACCAGGGGGUUGCUUCGUUCUUCUUUGAGAAUGUCAUCACCUUCAAUGCCGCGCGGUCAGACUCGUACAAGAACUUGGAAAGGAUCUUGAACCUGGCAGCAAGGUCGAGGAAGAUUUUGCGAAUGCCGGGGUACAACUACUUGAGGACGAAGGCCCUGCCCGCGGAGUACAAGGUGGUGGACAAUGAUUUGGACAACAUCCGAGAGGUGUGGGAUGUCACAGGCCUCACCUUAAUGACGGAUGGUACAACAACGACCAGCAACAGGCCGGUCAUGAACUUCAUUGCAGCUGGCGAUUCAGGGGCGGUCAUGGUGAAGAGUGUGGACAUGGAGGGGAAGGACAAGUCGACUCCGGCUUUGGCGAGGAUGUGGGAGGAGGUCAUAAGGGAGUUGGGGGUGCAUAGGGUCAACGCCAUCUGCACCGACUCAGCACAGGUCGACAUUGCUGCCAGGAAGAUUUUGAAUGAGCACGAGGACCCUGCGAUAAGUAGCAUUCCAUGGGUGCCGUGCGCAUGCCAUGUGUGCAACUUGCUCAUGUCUGACAUGCUUCGGUGUCAUGGGUCGGGGAGAUCGAAGAGCACCAGAUUCGACGUGCGGGAGAUUCAGGAGGAGGGGGCGGAUGAUGGGGCAUGGCUCCUUGAUCUUUCCUACCACCCUCACCGUCUCGCGGAUGACGACCACGGGAAGACCGCUGCUGCUAUUGAUGAGGAGGAGGACGACAGAGACUACAGCGAUGGUGAUGAUGAGUUAGUCGAAGUGCAGCUCACAGACAAGCGGUUUGGCAGGCGGUCGGGCGGCGGGUCAUGUUCCGCAACACAUGUCGACAUCACGCCGCUGGCUGACCCUGCAUCCAGUGGCCCUUCGACGGUUGCUACGGUGUCAUUGAUGGGCGACACUGGUGCCCGUACACGACUGCGCAGCUGCGCAGCCGGUGGUGUGGCUUCAGUUCAUGGCACCAGCACAGUCUUGGGCGCGCAACACACUCCUCACCGGCGACCUGCGGUCGAGGAACCACCCACAGGGCGGGGGGCGACAAACGGGGGAUCGGCGGAUGUUGACGGGGACAAUGCUGCUGCGGGGGAUGUUCGAAACUUUGGUGUGUCUACGAAAGUCCCAGUUCCUGGCGCUGCUGAACGUGAGGAUGGAGACAUCGGUGCGGACAAGGACCACCCGGUCCCUGGAGCAGCGGAGGGCACCCAGUGUACCGGCGACGAUGUGUUCUCCACUCCGGACCCGGGGUUGCCGCUGGCUGACGGAUUCGCCUCCCUAUUGCACCUCGUGGCCCCCAUUGUUGCAAGAGGUUCCAAGAAAGACUUCGGGGAACACCUGGUUGCAAUGUCCCCCAUGAGGAGUGAUUCCGAGGGACAGACUCCGGACUGGGCCAGAGUCACUGGACAGACUCCGGAUUGCGCCAGAUUCACUGGACCGACCCCUCCCAAUCAGUUGUUGAGCAAGGAUAUUCCCACGGAGGCCGGGGACGGAUCGCAGGGCAUAAUGUACAAGAGGAGGGUCCGAGCUGCUAGACUUGAUCACCCACAAGAUGCAGCUGCAGAACGUGAGUCAUCGUCGCCGCCUGAAAUCAACGUGAGCUUGGUGCGCCAAGUGAAGAGUUUGGCGGGCAGAAAGAAAGGAGGGAAGAACAAGCCGAAGGAGACAGCGGAACCGUCGAGCCGAGGCAGACGAGGCAAGGGACACAAGACAGCCACACCGCCAGGGACCUUGCAAGAGAAGCGUGCUGUUGUUCGGCAGACAAAGAAGAGGAAGGCACAGAAAGUUUAGAAGAAAGCCAGUGCGAAGAGGAGGAAGUGUGUGCACGAGGACGAUGAGUCCGCAAGCAGCAGCACUGCGUCUUCCGCAGAGGAAAUGAAAGUGCGAUCGAGUG
Molecule: messenger RNA, 2843 nt
Organism: Chara braunii
Lineage: Eukaryota; Viridiplantae; Streptophyta; Charophyceae; Charales; Characeae
Source: the annotation of a GenBank genome assembly